AUGAAAGAUCAGAACGAGGCCACCUCGCAGGCAAUCGAAGUUAAUAACAAUGAUGCCGCGAACAACUCUAUUCAGGGAUCUGACGACAAGGAGGAAUCAAAGGCGAAGAAAACCAGAAAAAGGACGGGCUGUUUCACUUGUCGGAGACGAAAGAAAGCAUGCGAUGAACGUCAUCCAGUUUGUGAGAGCUGCGAACGGCUGGAUAUUCCUUGCGUCUACCCGAAAGUCGCCGGUCAAGUAAGGCCACGACCUGGAACCUUCGCGAAGAAACACCGAGAAUUGGCCAAAGAGGGCAAGUCUACCUCGACGACACCUCAACCGAGUCGGCAAAUAUCCAGUGGCAGUAGCAUUAUGGAAGACACCGAGACGGUCUCUAUCCCGCAAGAGGCUCGCACUCAUCCAUCUGAAACACCACCCGAUAUCUCAAACCGAUCCCUUCCAACUUCCAAUUCGUACCACGACCGGACUCGUAUUCCAAUCGGUAGUCUCGGACCGAUCACCGUCGACGACUACACGCAAGGACCUUCUCCGUUGCACCCUCCUGGUCAGGGUCAUAUCGCCGGGACUACGACUCCGACCGCUCGAUCCAUUCGACAAGACUUCUUCUCGCCACACCCAGACAACAAACCUCUACUCGACCCGAACGCGCAUAUAUCUUCUGCUUCGCAUGGACCUCAGCGGCGUUUGUCGGAAAACAGCUUGGCGCCGUCUCACCAUUCUUCCAUACCCUCAGAUCAUCCUUCAAGACUAGGUCCCACCCUCGCUCCAAACCCAGGCCCACCUUCGUUCUUCUCGCACAACUCCAACUCCAACUCUCACUCGAAUGGUAAUAUGUCGACCCCGUUGGAUUAUAUGCAACCGACAGGGCAUAUGCUGGAUCAUCCUGGGAUUGAGACGCCCGUCGCGCUCGAUCAGACCUUGGUCGAUUUCAUCAAGACGAUGGAACAGUCCGAGUCCGAGUGGGCGGAUUUCAUACUUUCUGCAGGGGAUUCGCAGUACAGCUAUGAUCACGGCCACGAUCACGGUCAGGGUCUUGGCCACAAUCAAAACCACGAUCACGCCAUGGGUAUUGGACACGGGCAAGGACAAGAUGGACACUUACGUAUGAGUAACGGUCAACACGGGACGCCUGCAGCAGUGACCAGUCAGAAUGACGGGCAUCGUCACGGACUUGUGGUGGCUGUUGGAGAUGAGACAGGGAACGAUCAUCGAUCCGGGAUGGAUAUUGACUAUCGCUCGAGCAACCAUCUGCCACAGCAACUUUUGCCCAGCAACUCGAAAGGGACAGGUGAACCUUCUAAUCAGGGUUCGAUACCUCCUCACACAUUGUCGAGUAUCGCUUCACAGUCACACGUCACGUCGUCCUUGGCGGGGACGAGCCUGCCGAGCUGGAUUUGGGCGCAUGUGCCUGUUCUGAUCGACUACUUUGUCAACGGAUUUGGGCCCAUCAUCUCGGUCCUCGGAGCGCCCUCUAAACACUCGCUCACGCAAUCACUACUCCCGCUCGCCGCGACGUCGCCAUUGCUUCUACCAGCCCUGAUCGGAUGGUCGGCAAGCCAUCUGGCGCGGAUAGGAGAGCCGUACGCCUCGAUCGCCAGGAUCGCUACCGAGGUAACAGAUCGCAGGGUGCAGUCGUUGUUGCAAGCGGGAGCCGCUUCGGAUGCGACUCAGGGGGACGUCUCGCUAGAGGACAAGCUAUGGAUCGUCUUGAUGCUGGGAGGUAUCGAGAUCUGCAAGGGAAGCGUCAAUAGAUGGAAAGAGCUUCUCCCGAAAAUCCGAAACCUGGUCACUCUUCUGCAAAGAAGCCGACCGGACUCUAGGUAUUCUGAUACGCAGAUCUCGCUGGCACUCAACUGUAUCUACCACGACGUCUCUUGGUCUUUGGCUUGCAAGGACGACCCGCAAGUACCGGUGGAAACGUAUAGCCUGUUCAUCCGGCAAGCGGGGUCCAAGCCGGAUAUUUACCUAGGUAUCUGCGCACCGAUCUAUCAGAUUCUCGCUCAUAUCACAGCCCUGGCAGCGAAAGCCACGUCAGUCCAUGUCGUUGAGGACCAGGACGAUCGGUUCGAGCAAAUUUCGCGAGUCAUCGAGGAAGCGCGAGGUCUUGGCCAUAGAAUUGACCUGCUCGAGGUUUCGUCCCGCACGUUAUCCGAGAUGGCUGCCUGGCAGGAAGACGAAAAGUCUUUCAACCCUCAACCGUUGAUCAGCACCUUUCAGGCGUUCAAGUUUGCGGCCCACGCCUAUCUCCGGCAGAUCGUGUUUCGCAUGCCGGCCGUCUCGCUCGACGCACAGCUUUCGGUCGCCAGGAUGUUGACCACCAUUUCAACAGUACUCGGUACGCCGAGUCAGUCCCAAAUCCUUUUCCCCCUGUUCGUGGCUGGUGUCGACGCUAUCAGGGAGGAAGAUAGGGCGGUCGUCAAGUCGAUCUUUGAAAAGUUACACACGAUCACUGGGACCGGGAAUAUACAGAAUAUCUUCACGCUUCUCUUGAGCAUAUGGAAGGAUAAUGAUAAGGGAACUCGAUGGGUCGACUGGAGACAGAUUGCUUCAGACUCGGAAGUUACAAUAUCCUUUGCCUAG
Filobasidium floriforme is the source of this 2580-nucleotide messenger RNA. Its product is annotated as fungal-specific transcription factor domain-containing protein. The transcript is spliced from 9 exons. Gene Ontology annotation, cellular component: nucleus. Gene Ontology annotation, biological process: positive regulation of transcription by RNA polymerase II. NCBI's taxonomy places the organism in Eukaryota, Fungi, Basidiomycota, Tremellomycetes, Filobasidiales, Filobasidiaceae. The record is from RefSeq and is a predicted model, not a curated record. Gene Ontology annotation, molecular function: transcription cis-regulatory region binding; zinc ion binding; DNA-binding transcription factor activity, RNA polymerase II-specific. The coding region runs from base 1 to 2580 and encodes 859 amino acids.